AACACGUGCAUGCACGUUUGAUCAAUGAUGAAACAACUGAGAUGCACAACGCAGCUUGUUUUUCUUUUAGCCCAAGUAACGGGAGCAUUGACUUCGUAUAGCUGUCCGACCGAUUGGAGCCUAAACCAUACAAGUUGUUAUCGCUUGUCUUACAUCUGACCAAGCAGCAAAAAUUGGAGAGAUGCUGAGGCUGAUUGCGUUAGUAACGGCGGUCAUUUAGUGUCAAUAGCGACAAAAGAAGAGAACGUAUUUGUGUUGAGUUUGUUUGGCAACCUGAAUGUUGAUAACGCUUGGAUAGGCAUGCAUGAGCCAGGUAAUGAGAAUGAACGAGUGUGGUCAGAUGGAAGCAUGAUUAAAUAUACUAACUGGGGUGACGGUCAACCAAACAACAGCACGAAUAAUCACGACUGCGUGCGAAUCAACAGAAAUGGUGGAGAGUGGUUUGAUCUUACCUGUUGGCAUAUCUUAAGGUAUGUAUGCGAAUUGGAUGCAACUCUCGAAAUGCCCACAAAUUCAACAGCUGCAACUGUUGUCUCACAACCAUCAGCUGCAGCCACAACGCAAAUGAUGCAAUCAACUUCAGUGACUGUGAAACAGCGUCUCACACAAACUAUACAUGCAACGCAGUCGACAGUAUCGACAACUGGUGCAUCAUCGACUACUAUUGAGGGCAGCACACAAUUGCCUACUAGGACUUCUACGUUUGUGUCAGUUAAAAACGGAUAUACAUCAGUGACCACAACUGUUUCACGGCCAAACACUGUUAAAGUCAACACUCAACUGUUCCCUAGGACUUCUACGCGUGCGUCAUCGAGAGAGGCUGCAAAAUCGACAACCCGUAUGUCAGCAACUCCGACUGCUCGCUCUGACGACGCUCUUUCUACACCGAUGCGCUCAACAAUUUUGUCUGUCUUGCCUCGUGAUUCUACAAAGGCGACGAUCACAAAACCUGCAUUCACGUCACAAAUUCACAAAACACAAAUUUCUAGCUCCAGCAAUUCCAGACAAGCAACUGCAACAAGUCGUGAGGCAAUGACGCUAGUGACAACAGACUUGGUUACAAUAGCACACGAAACAAAAUUGAGCUCUCCGAACCAUGCAAUAUACGCAGCAGUUGCUGCUGCAAUCGGAGUUCUUGUUUUAAUUGUGUCUUUAAUCUCCGUGUUUAUCGUCUGGAGGAAAAAAGGAGCAGAAAAGUCGGAUGCUAAAACAGAGCUUACAGCAACUUUCCCAAAUAGGCGACAUAACAAGAGCAACAUUUAUUGCAAUGGAAGUACUUUCUAUAUCACAAAUUGGAGCUUAAUAAGGUGUAUGUAUGAUACCUGUUUUGUUCUAGAAAUAUUGAAAUGGUUACGAUUUGAUAGAAAAAAGAAGGAAGAUCUUCACUCAAUGGAUGCGGAAACAUCAGACGAUCUACAGGUGAAUCCACUCUAUUGUGAAAUUGCAUUGCAGCAACAUCAGAUGACAGAAAAUCUCUCAACGACUGCGUCUCAAAAAGAUUCUAGAGCUGAAAAGAUGAAUAUACUUUAUGAAUCAGCAGAUCGGCUAGAAAGAACUGCGGCACGUGAGUCAGAGAACGUCAUUUACAACACGUGACUGUGACAGAUGGCAUGCUGCAUGGACUAGAUUUAGUAAUAGGAUUUCUACAAUUACCGUAUAGGCAAUGCACAUGCAUGCAGUCAAUGAUAUGGUACCUAUUCUGGUUUUGUGACAAUACCUAUUA
Molecule: messenger RNA, 1723 nt
Organism: Corticium candelabrum
Lineage: Eukaryota; Metazoa; Porifera; Homoscleromorpha; Homosclerophorida; Plakinidae
Exons: 3
Coding region: 301-1596 (431 amino acids)
Source: RefSeq, a predicted model, not a curated record